This is a messenger RNA of Hibiscus syriacus, 1539 nucleotides long. RefSeq names its product U-box domain-containing protein 21-like. Lineage: Eukaryota; Viridiplantae; Streptophyta; Magnoliopsida; Malvales; Malvaceae. The coding region runs from base 102 to 1442 and encodes 446 amino acids. The record is from RefSeq and is a predicted model, not a curated record. Gene Ontology annotation, biological process: protein ubiquitination. The transcript has a single exon. Gene Ontology annotation, molecular function: ubiquitin protein ligase activity.
UAAAUAUUGCUCAAUCAAAUUUCAAAUCCAUUCAACAAAAUACGAACAAUUCUUUUUCAUUGAACCCAAACAAGAAGCAAAGAGAAAUUAUAUUUUCCUCGAUGAUGAUUUCUUCCUGGAGAAAGAGAAGAGCUGCAAAGCGUGCAGAGAAAGAGCAGCAAAGGAACGAGAAUGGCGAAAUGGAGCUUACGAUCCCAAGAGAUUUCAGGUGUCCGAUAUCGUUAGACUUGAUGAACGAUCCGGUCACGUUGUCGUCGGGGAUAACGUAUGAUCGAGAGAGCAUCGAGAAGUGGAUCGAGGCCGGGAAUUUCACUUGUCCUCUCACGAAUCAAGUCCUGAGGAGUCUGGAACCGAUACCGAAUCACGUCAUAAGGAGGAAGAUACAAGACUGGUGCGUCGAGAAUCGGUCUUACGGUAUCGAAAGGAUCCCUACCCCUCGUGUUCCGAUAAGUUCCAUGGAGGUUUCGGGGAUUCUUUCAAAGAUAGACUUCGCUUGCAAGAAGCUCGACAACGAAGGGUGUCGAGCUUUGGCGGCGAAACUCAAGGCAUUGGCCAAAGAGAGCGAACGUAACAAACGGUGCAUUGCGACAAAUGGGGCAGGCGCCGCUUUAUCGGAAGCUUUCGCGACGUUUUCCGUGGCGUCGUCUUUUGGUGAAAACGUCGCGGUAUUGGAGGAGAUAUUGUCAGCUUUGAUUACGAUGUUCCCUCUCGAUGGAGAAGCCAAGGGCUACAUAGUAUCAGCUCCGGCCUUACGUUGCUUAAUAUGGUUUUUAAGCAGCGGAGACUUAUCGAGGCGAAGAAACUCAGUUUUGGCCUUAAAAGAGCUCGUUUCAUCAAUGGAAGAUCAAAGAAAAACACUGAAUUUAUUAUCAAAUAUCGAAGGUGUCAUCGAAGCAUUCUUCAAGCUCAUUAAAAACCCAGUUUGCUCAACAUCAACAAAAGCAUCAUUAACCAUCAUUUACCACAUGAUCACAUCGUCUUCAACCAGCCAAAAACAAGUAAUUAAACUCGUAAACCUGGGCGUAAUCCCAUUGCUGCUAGAAACACUCGUCGACACCGAAAGGGCAAUGUGCGAGAAAGCCUUGGGCGUUCUCGACGGCAUCGUCAACAACGAACAAGGCAGGGAAAUGGCCUGCAACAAUGCCUUGAUGAUCCCGGUUUUGGUUAAGAAAAUACUUCGAGUUUCAAAUUCGGCAACCGAGUUCUCAGUCUCCAUUUUGUAUAAGCUUUGCAAGGACGAGCAAAAGGAAGAUGGUGGCGUCCUCGUAGAAGCUCUUCAAGUCGGUGCUUUUCAGAAACUUUUGCUGUUAUUGCAGCUUGGGUGUGUUGAGAAGACGAAGCAGAGAGUUUCAGAUUUGUUGAAGAUGUUGAAUCUUCAUAGGAACAAAGUAGAAUGCGUUGAUCCCAUGGACCAGUUCAAGAAUCUCAAAAGACCUUUUUAGGGAAAAAAUUUUGUUAUAAUUUGGUAGAUUAUACAAUUCAAUGUACAAAAACAUAGGUUAAAAUAUAAAAAAAAAUAUUGAUUUAUUCUUUCUUUUA